AUGAGGAGGCCGAUAUCGUCGUACGUAGAACUGUUUUACGACAAGAACGUGAUUUCGUGGAGCAAACGUUUGUUGGGCUUAUCCGGCCUGUGGCCAGAUAAUCGCAACGACGUUCGAUUCUUUCUCUACAUUACGUACGUCGUGAUCUUCACUUGGCUGGAGAUCGUGACACUGGUCCAGAAUAUACACGACCUUGAGAAGACAUUGAAAAAUAUCACGCUAUCGUUCCCAACCAUCUUGAUAGUGCUGAAGGCCGUGAUGUUCCGGAUGAAUAUGCAUCUCGUCCUACCGUUGCUGACGGUCGUCAAGAGGGACGUGAACGAGGGCCUGUAUCGUUCGGCGGAGGAAAGGCGGACGGUCGUCUGGUAUAACGUGGCCGCCACUUUAUUUUCCACCUCGUCGGCCUUGUCUUUAUUCUUCGUGCCCACGUUGUUUUACGCCAAGCCAAUCAUCGGCUGUCUUUUAUCGAAGUACAAUAAUUGUACCCUUCCUUUCGAAUUACCCAUGAAAGUGAAUAACGUUUACGAAAUAACGAAACUGCAAACGUACGCCUUGUUCUGCGUUUAUUUGAUACCAACGAGUACAUUGUUAACGAUCGGUGCAACCGGGGCGGAUAGUCUUCUGGUGACAUUAACGUUCCAUCUUUGCAGUCAACUUUCAAUUGUAGCAUAUCGCAUGAGAAACGUCAAUAUCGAACCGAAGAUGUAUUUUCCGAAAAUGAAGGCACUCGUUGAACGGCACACCGAACUUCUACGAUUGGCGAAUAUUUUAGCGAACACGUUUAGUUCUCUCAUGUUUGUACAAACAUUAGGAUUAAUAUUCUCACUGUGCAUCGUGGUCUAUCAAUUACUUAUGACAAGCGAAUCGGGAGAAGAUAUGAAUACGAUACAUUUUAUAAUCUACUCUUGUGCUGUUAUAUUGUUAGCAUUCUGCUAUUGUUUCUUGGGAGAGUGUCUCAUUAACGAGAGUAGCGAAGUGCAAAUGGCUUGUUACUUUACUAAUUGGUACGAUUUACCAGAGCAGUACACGCGGUCUUUAAUAUUUUGUAUCGCUCGAGCGCAGAAACCGUUAUACCUAACAGCUGGCAAGUUUUACGUAUUUUCUUUAGAAACUUUUGGCGUUAUAGUAAAAGCAUCAAUGGCCUACCUCUCCGUUCUAAAAAGUAUUAUCUAAACAAUUAAACACCAGGUUAGCAGGUUUAAUUUAUCAAAAUAAAAAAUAAAAAUAAAACCAAAAAAGUAUUUGUUCCAAUUAACUACGAGUAACGAUUAAAACCUUGCAACCAAAUCUUAGAAACUUAAAUAUUAAAUCUAAUAAUUACUUUAAACGUAUCAAUCUUUCGUCGUACGAUAAAAAAUUAAAAAUCUUCCCCCUUUAAUCCUCGCCCUUAAUCUCUCUACUUUUUUUACACUUAUAAAAUUUUCUUUUUCUCCCCUCCUUUCGUACACAUGCCAUUACCGCUUUAUUUCACGCCACGAUAAAUGAUGCACGAUUGACGAUGAUUAACCGAGGGAUAUAAGGUGUCGGGCCGGGAAAAGAAGAAACGUCAACGUCGACAAGGUGGAGUGGCUACAGAAUCCGAAAUGUCGAAAUCAAUAUUCUUCCCGUUGGAAGGCCCACUUCCACGAACUUCCUCGUGGCCGGGCAACAUCGCGCCGAUAUAUCAGCUUCUCGGAAUGUGUCAUUCCACCUAAUCGUCGCCGAGCAGCGGCUCGUGUUUGGCUGAAGGAAUUAAAAGAAAAAUUUAUUUCGGUUUAUUCAAGAAAGAUACAGAAUGUACAACUGCCGAGGGAGGAUACAAAUUAUGCAUAUAACUCGUGCUUCACGGUAAAUAAUCGUCCCUAUUGCCAGGUCGAAGCACAUGGACCCUGCCGUCGUGCGUUAUCUCUUUACAACGACCUCGAUCCUACGAAUGGAGUAACAGCUAACGUGCAUACGGCCUUCACGAUACACCGAUCCCCUUUUUUUCUCGCGCCACACGGCCCACGGUUGCAGCGCGUGUGUACACUUUCAGUGGCAGGAACUUUCAGUAACAGUGGUGCAUCCUCCCGUGCUCAUCUUUCCAAAAG
Molecule: messenger RNA, 2069 nt
Organism: Apis dorsata (giant honeybee)
Lineage: Eukaryota; Metazoa; Arthropoda; Insecta; Hymenoptera; Apidae
Product: odorant receptor 9a-like
Exons: 6
Coding region: 1-1173 (390 amino acids)
Biological process (GO): sensory perception of smell; detection of chemical stimulus involved in sensory perception of smell
Cellular component (GO): plasma membrane
Molecular function (GO): odorant binding; olfactory receptor activity
Source: RefSeq, a predicted model, not a curated record